AUGUGUCCGAAGUCUACCGAUGAAAUCGCAAAAAUGGAAAAGGUACCAUUUCGAGAACUUGUAGGUGGAUUACAGUUCGUCUCACAAUGUACCAGACCGGACAUUGCGUUUGCGGUGAAUGCAAUCAGCAGUUUUUGCAGCAACCCGGUAGAAAUCCACUGGAUCGCUGAUAAACGUGUACUCAGAUAUCUGAAAGGUACCAAACAAAACAAACUUGUGAACAGCAACAGAGCUGGGACAGAGCAGUUUCUUGGGUAUUUCGAUGCAGACUGGGGAAAUGACUCGGAGACACGACGAUCUAUCACCGGAUACGUGUUUAUGCAUGCUGAUGGUACUGUUGCCUGGUGUUCUAAAAGGCAACCAACAGUGGUUCUCUCAACAACAGAAGCAGAGUAUAUGGCUCUGGCAGCAGUGGGACAAGAAGCAUUAUGGUGGCGCGCAUUUAGGGCAGAACUGAGCGGAGCUGAAACAACACUACCAAUUUGCUGUGACAACAGAGGCGCUAUUUAUCUUUCGGAGAAGGAAAUCUGCUAUUCGGCACGAACUAAACACAUAGAUUUGCGGCAUCAUUUCAUCAAAGAACAAGUGGAAAAGAAAUCUGUGAAGCUAUGCUAUGUUCCUUCGAAUCAACAACUUGCCGAUAUCUUGACGAAACCAGUUCCUUUUUCAAAACUUCAGGAUGCUAGAAGGUCCCUUGGAAUACUCGAAAAUCAAAGUUAA
Malaya genurostris is the source of this 720-nucleotide messenger RNA. RefSeq lists its product as uncharacterized. The transcript has a single exon. Bases 1 to 720 code for a protein of 239 amino acids. Lineage: Eukaryota; Metazoa; Arthropoda; Insecta; Diptera; Culicidae. The record is from RefSeq and is a predicted model, not a curated record.